This is a messenger RNA of Oncorhynchus gorbuscha (pink salmon), 372 nucleotides long. Its product is annotated as keratin-associated protein 5-3-like. The transcript has a single exon. NCBI's taxonomy places the organism in Eukaryota, Metazoa, Chordata, Actinopteri, Salmoniformes, Salmonidae. The record is from RefSeq and is a predicted model, not a curated record. The coding region runs from base 1 to 372 and encodes 123 amino acids.
AUGGACCGUUCUGGCUCCUACCCUGUGGGCUGUUCUGGCUCCUGUCCUGUGGGCUGUUCAGGCUCCUGUCCUAUGGGCCAUUCUGGCUCCUGUCCUACGGGCCGUUCUGGCUCCUGCCCUAUGGACCGUUCUGGCUCCUGUCCUAUGGGCCGUUCUGGCUCCUGUCCUACGGGCCGUUCUGGCUCCUACCCUGUGGGCCGUUCAGUCUCCUGUCCUAUGGGCCGUUCUGGCUCCUGUCCUACGGGCCGUUCAGGCUCCUGUCCUAUGGGCCGUUCUGGCUCCUGUCCUAUGGGCCGUUCUGGCUCCUGUCCUAUGGACCGUUCUGGCUCCUGUCCUAUGGGCCAUUCAGGCUCCUGUCCUACGACAGACUAA